Molecule: messenger RNA, 1488 nt
Organism: Aspergillus nidulans FGSC A4
Lineage: Eukaryota; Fungi; Ascomycota; Eurotiomycetes; Eurotiales; Aspergillaceae
Product: protein ytm1
Exons: 2
Coding region: 31-1488 (485 amino acids)
Biological process (GO): ribosome biogenesis; chromosome organization; ribosomal large subunit biogenesis
Cellular component (GO): nucleus; nucleoplasm; preribosome
Molecular function (GO): ribonucleoprotein complex binding
Source: RefSeq, a predicted model, not a curated record
GAUAAUCUUCCCUGAACUCACGGUUGGAAUAUGGACACCAGCCAAGUUUCUGUCUCAUCGCAGGCCGCUCAGCGGCAAGUGCGCGUGCAGCUCACCAGUAAACAAGAGGAUAUUGCCUUGCCUGACAACACAGGCCCAAUCUUAGUUCCUACCGGUUUGAAGCGAUAUGCACUUUCGACACUGGUGAAUAAUCUUCUGGGUAAUGACAAGCCGAUCCCGUUCGAAUUCCUUAUCAACGGAUCCUUUCUCCGGACGUCGAUAGAUGAAUACCUUACUGCGAAUGGGAUAUCAGCGGAAACUACAUUGGAGAUUGAAUAUGUUCGCGCAUUAAUACCGCCUUUGCAUAUCGCUUCCUUUGAGCAUGACGACUGGGUAAGCUCUAUCGAUGUACUCUCCACAUCUUCGCCCGCUUCGGCAGGUUCAGAUGCUAUAGCCCGUGGCCAGGAGCGGAUUCUCUCUGGUAGUUAUGACGGGUUUCUUCGAGUUUGGAACAUGUCUUCCCAGGUGAUCGCAACUUCGCCGUCACCGACCGAUGGUGGGCAUAUUUCCUCUAUCAAAGCCGCCAAAUUCAUCUCUCCGAGCUCAAUUGCGUCGGCAGGUCUCGACCGGACAGUGCGCUUAUGGAAGUAUACUGAGGCCGAAGAUGGCUUCUCUGGGAAGAUUGUCCCGCAAGUCGAGCUGUAUGGACAUAAGUCAGGAAUCAACUCGUUAGCCGUACAUGCAUCCACAAAUCGCAUACUUUCGGCUUCGGCGGACCACAACGUUGGUUUCUGGUCGACCAAGAAAUCAGACGCUCCAGCCGCUCCUGAAAGUCUACUUCCAUCAGCUGCCUCGAGAACCUCAAAAAGGAGGAAGUUAAAUGCUUCCGUGAGCGUCUCACAACGCGGGCCCCUGGCCCUCCUAUCUGGCCAUACUGCACCUGUGUCCGAUGCAAUAUUCGACGCCAGAGACUCGACAGUCGGAUAUUCAGUGUCUUGGGAUCACUCGCUGCGUACUUGGGAUCUUGUUACCGCCGCUUUAGUAGAUACGCGCACAACGUCCCACUCGCUUCUUUCGCUCCAGCACCUGCCCGAUCACAACCUCCUCGCCACUGGAACAUCUGCCCGUCACAUCACUCUCAUAGAUCCCCGUGCGUCAGCAGCAACAAUUUCGGCCAUGACUCUCCGGGGUCAUACAAAUGCCGUGGUUUCGUUAGCUCGGGACCCGCACAGCAUAUAUGGCCUUAUUAGUGGUAGUCACGAUGGUACAUGUCGAAUCUGGGAUUUGCGUGCUACGAAAACAGAUAAAGGCGGUGCCGUGGGUGAAAGCGUAUAUUCUAUCUCACGGAAGAGCUUGGAGGAAGAGGGCAAGGCGAACAGCAAGCGCGUGGGAGGUGAGGGUGUCAAAGUCUUUAGCGUGUGCUGGGAUCGUGAGGUGGGCAUUGUGAGCGCCGGUGAAGACAAGCGAAUUCAAAUCAACCGCGGCGAGGGCGUAUUGUCUUCUAGUUAA